Molecule: messenger RNA, 4348 nt
Organism: Topomyia yanbarensis
Lineage: Eukaryota; Metazoa; Arthropoda; Insecta; Diptera; Culicidae
Gene: smid
Product: nuclear valosin-containing protein-like
Exons: 7
Coding region: 462-3869 (1135 amino acids)
Biological process (GO): ribosome biogenesis
Cellular component (GO): nucleus
Molecular function (GO): ATP hydrolysis activity; RNA binding; preribosome binding
Source: RefSeq, a predicted model, not a curated record
AGUACAUAGUGAGUGUUCGGUACGUCGGCGCGGAUAAAAUCCGGGAAAAAGUGUAUUACUUACGAUUAUUUCGACGUUUUGGUACUGAAUCUACUGUUUACAGAACAAGACUGCUUGUCAGCCUUAAUUUUUCGGUUUUUUGUAUUGAAAUCUAAUAACUAGAUCAGAAACAAAAUUUCACGUCAUUCGGAAAAAUUCGAUUUGAUGCUUCAAUUCGUGAUUUAGUGUGUGAGUGUGGGAUUUUGAGUUCCACACGCUUUUGACAGCCGGUAAGCAAAUCGAAAUAAAAGAGUGUCCGUGGCUGUGUUAGUGCAAAAAGCAUCAAAUUUGCACACAGGCAGUCAACACGAAAGUGUCAAAUUUUAUCCCAAGGAUUUCACUUCAGCAGAAUAGACGCUGUGUCGUGGGAAGCAUUUUCGUCAUUUCCAGUGUUAUAAGAACAAGUAUCGAAGUGCCCGAAAAUGCUGCAGAAAAAGUCGGCCGGUGGAGGAUUGUACGAUCCGAUGAUUAUUCCACGCGUAAAGCAGUACCUAGAGGAAAAUGUCCAUCAGACGUAUGUGGAUGUAGGAGUGAUGGCCCGUGAACUACAGGAUCGCUAUCGUGAAUAUACUAGACGGAAGGCCGUUCCAUUCCGGAUGUUGGUGGAACAAGCGUACAAAACGGUGCUGCACAGCUAUGGAUUGGACAGUAACCCGUCCAGCGAAAAUGAAGAAGACGGAAACUCGGACCUUGAGGUGAUGGAGGAUGGCGCAGGCAACAACGCUAACCAUAUGAAUGAUACGCUAACCAAUAUGUACAUGAACAACAAGAAUAAGGCUUCAAGUGGAACCGGAGCUGCUGGAGGUGGUAACGAUGGUGAGGCAAUUGAUAUCAGUAGUGAUGAGGACGAUGAAGGUGGAAACUCGCGGGAUAAGGAGAAAGCCGUCUCAACCACGAGCGAUAGGAUGAAGUUGAUUGAAACUCAAAUCGCGUCCAACAAGCAUAUUACCGUUACAAAAGUGACCCGGGCUGAGAAACCAAGAUCCGGAGAUGAAGCUGUUGAUUCCAGCAACGGAAGCACCAACGGUCCUCGUAAAGCGUCUGAACCGAUAUUGUUGCAACAAGCCAAGCGCCGCCGAUUGGAACAGGGUAACUUAGCUCAGAAUUCCGAAAUCAGCAACAGUUCUAAUCCGUUGCUCCAACACUUGCAACCGGUGGUACAUGCUCAACCGCGACCCGUGUCGCAAAACGGGAAGUCUGUUGCACCCAGACAGGAAUCGGGACCAAGUCAUGCUCGCUCCAAACGGUUCAAAAAAGAAGUUUGCGCUCGUUUCAUCGAAACAAACUUUGACGAUAUUGGUGGAAUGGAUCGGAUUCUGCGGGAGUUGUGUGAGCUUCUGUUACACGUUAAACAUCCCGAAGUUUACCGUCAUAUUGGAUUGCCACCCCCGCGUGGAUUUUUGCUACAUGGACCGCCUGGAUCGGGCAAGACUCUGUUGGCCCAAGCAAUCGCGGGGCAACUGAAAAUAGGCUUGAUUGAAAUACCUGCCACAGAACUUGUCGCCGGAGUUUCAGGCGAAUCAGAGGAACGCAUACGAGAAGUUUUUGAGCAGGCAGCUGUUCUCUCGCCCUGUGUGUUAUUCAUUGAUGAAAUCGAUGCUAUUUCCGCAAAUCGCAUAAACGCCCAGAAGGACAUGGAACGACGCAUCGUUGCCCAACUGCUGAGCAGUUUGGAUGGCUUGUCCAGGAUGGAAGGAGGUGAUGGAGUGUUGGUAAUUGGUGCCACCAAUCGCCCUGAUGCGCUAGAUCCGGCAUUGAGACGUGUCGGUCGCUUUGAUCAAGAAAUUUCACUUGGAAUUCCGGACCGUGAAGCCAGAGCGCAAAUUCUGAAGAUUAUUUGCCGGAACCUUAAGAUUCAGCAAACGAUUGACUAUGAUGAGCUAGCUAAACUAACGCCGGGAUAUGUUGGAGCAGAUCUGUUGGCUUUGGCCACCAGGGCAGCUACUACUGCUAUCAAAAGAAUGCUCACAGAACACGAACAGCAGGAGAUGAUUGCCGAAGCUAGAAGACAAGCUGAAAUAGAAGCUUACCGGCGUAAGAAGCAAGCGGAAGUGCUAUCGAGAAAGGAUGAGGAUGAUGAUGAUGUCGCCAUUAUGGAAGUUGAAGAUAUACCUCGACCGGCAACAGUUACACAGGGUAAUUUGAAUGGCGAUGUUUCGACAGAUGACGUCGUUGCCUUGGAAGAUGACAUCGAAGAGGUGGUCAACUUAGAUGAUGAUAAAGAUGAAGCACCGGAAGCGAAAGAAGCGGAAAAGAAGGAAUCCGAAGUUGUAAUGAAAGAUUCUGAAGUCGAAGUUGAAAAGGUUGAUGCGGAAAAAUCCUCCGAAGAACCGAAUAAAGUGACAGAGGAAUCGAAAAAGAAUGACGAGGCAAAAGAAGCGGAAAUGGCUGUUGCUGAAAAGGAAGCUGACGACAAAAAGGUAGAGGAAACACCGGCUGAUUCUGCUGAAGCUAAACCUGCUGAGGUGGAAAAAAUGGACGAUAGUGAGGCUAAGGAAGCUACCACAGAAGAUCCAAUAACAAAGGAAGCAGAAAAACAGUCUGAUGAAGCUAAACCUGUCGAAAUCGAUGACGAUAUCGAGAUGGUUGCGGACAGUAGCACUUCCGGGGAUAAAGUUGAAACACAGGAAGCGAAAUCGACCACCGAUAUCGUCGAAAAAGCUCCUGCUGAAACCAGUGAGGCUGAGGAGAAAGCUGAGGUAGUUGUAGAGGAGUCAGAAAAAGCGAAGGAAGUUGAAGGAACCGUAGAUGAACAAAUGGAACCAGAGACAGUUGUGGAUGUUCCUUUCCAAUUACCUCAUGCCGUUCUCACCCUGGACAAGUUGUUAAAUUUAUUACUGGACCAUUCUAGUCCUCUACAGGACGAGGAGCUGUAUAACUUAUGCAUUGAAAGGGACGACUUUAUUCAGUCGCUAAAAUCUGUUCAACCCUCGGCCAAACGAGAAGGCUUCAUAACCGUUCCGGAUGUUACAUGGAAUGAUAUCGGUUCUCUGGGUGACAUUCGUGAGGAAUUAAAGCUAGCUAUUUUAGCGCCGGUUAAAUUUCCGCAUCGUUUGAAGCUGUUGGGACUGAACACUCCUUCGGGAGUGCUGCUAUGUGGUCCGCCCGGUUGUGGUAAGACCCUUCUGGCGAAAGCUGUGGCUAACGAAGCUGGUAUCAAUUUUAUUUCCGUUAAGGGACCAGAGCUGUUGAAUAUGUACGUUGGCGAAUCGGAACGCGCCGUUCGUCAAUGCUUCCAGCGUGCCCGCAAUUCCGCUCCGUGUGUUAUCUUCUUCGACGAGUUCGAUUCUUUGUGCCCAAAACGAUCGGACAGCGGCGAGGGCGGUGCUGGAACCCGUGUCGUAAAUCAGUUGCUCACCGAAAUGGAUGGCAUCGAAGAUCGUAAGGGAGUGUUCCUGAUGGCCGCCACAAAUCGACCGGACAUUGUUGAUCCAGCCGUUCUUCGCCCUGGCCGGUUGGAUAAGAUCCUGUAUGUAGGACUUCCGGCCGAGGUGGAUCGGGUGGAUAUCCUGCGUGCUUUGACCAAGAAUCGCACUCAACCCUCUCUGGCGGAGGAUGUCGAUUUAAGCACUAUCGCACGAUUAACCGAGGGAUACACCGGUGCCGAUUUGGCAGGUCUCGUACGACAGGCGUCUUUGCAAACCCUCAAGGAUUCAAUAGCUGCGUGUAGCAGUGAAGACAACAGCUCAGCCGAAGCGGAAGAACAACUCACAGUCGGACUGGUCCACUUUCAGGCAGCGAUACGGAACAUCAAACCGUCCGUUAAUGAAGAGGACAAGAAGCAUUAUGAACGGUUGAAGCUGAAGUAUGGAACACCAGCAGCGCAAUAAGCUGCAGGGAAGCGACAUAGAAAUUUUAAGGACAUGAUUUAGCAUUUUAGUGAUUAAGAAUCAAAAUACUGAAACAAACCUUACUACUCGUAGUCAGAAAGUUAGAAAAAAGUUAAUUUUUUAAAUUAACGAGCUAAUUCAGAUUCGAGAUGUAGAAACCAGUUUUUUUCUACUGUCCUCAUUAAAACAUCCUAGUUUAAAGCAGCACUAAACGAUUGGAUGAGCCUCAAGCAUAAAAAUGUAUUUAGUGGAAACGAUAAUUUCUUUUACCAGAACGCAGGCCCAUUGAUGUAUUUUUUGACAUUACUAUAUUACAUAUAAUUUUGUCUUAUGAACACAAACGUUUGACAGGAGAAACGCUUUUCUUUUCUCUAAAAAAGACCUUUUGGUAUUUCACUAGAAAUUCUGCAAAAGAUAAUUGACAACACUGAAGUACAGGAUGCAAAAGUAUGUAAUGGAAUAAUACCUUGGAACCUAAA